GGCAUUAAUAGAUGAAAAUGAGUGGGGAUAUGUUUGAGGGAAAGGACUACCCUACCCAGUGGGCCCUAAACCCUUCUGCUUAUCAGAAUAUGAGUAAUGACCAAGUUGACUGGGCAGCAUUAGCUCAGCAAUGGAUCAAAAUGAAAGAGACUGUAGUGCCACCGGCACCACCUCCACCUAAUAUUAAUCCUAUAUGUUCUGGAAAUGAUGGUAGCGGAGAGGCACCAAUGGAUAUGGACACAAAAGAUGAUGAUAUACCGCCAGCACCACCAGCACCUACUAUCAGUGGAUCAGCUGAAGCUUGGAACCAAUGGAAUCAAUGGGGCCAUUGGAACAGCUCAGGUUCUGGUUCAGGUACUUGGGAGUGGACCGGUGUACCUCCUCCUGGUGUUUCUAUAGGUUCUGAUGGGAAACCUAUGGGAAUUCCAUCUGUACCGGUUAUUCCACCUGCUCCAACCAUAUCAACAACAUCUGAAUUUAGCGUGCCACCUCCAGCUGCACCGUCGUUGUAUUCUUAUAAUUCAGUACCUCCAACACAACCUUAUAGUCAGGUCUCUAGCUACUGGUCAGGGGAUCCACCCGCUACAAUACCACCUCAACCGCCUCCUUUCAUGAAAGGAGUUAGACACACGAACAGAACAUCGCAUAUGAGGCCUAUGGAUAAUGUACGAUGUCGGGAAGACAGAGAAAAGACACCAGAGGAGGACACUACUACAACUAUUGAUGCGGCGAAACGUAGACAAUUACCAGCAUGGAUUAGGGAGGGUCUAGAGAAAAUGGAAAAAGAAAAGCAGAAAGCUGUAGAGAGGGAGAGGCAAGAAAUCCUGAGGAAACAAGAACUGGAGGCCCGAAAGCAGGCUGAGGACGAGGCUCGGGCGGUACUGAAUCCGUCUAAGAGCAAAUUUGAUUCUGAUUCCGAGAAGGAAACAGAGCAAGAGACCGAUGAGGGAUCACGAGGUCAGCAGCAAGUGGCUGAGAAGAGUUUCGAGCGUACCCCAGACAUUCUCCUUCGACCACGGAAAUCGCGAUUUCGGGACGCGGAUUCGCCGGAUGCUCAUACACACCACACCGACAGGAGUCCGACUAUGCCUUCUAACACUUCUCUGGCUACUCCUAAGCGAUCGAGAGAGGAAAUUCUACAAGAUGCGAUGUUGAAGGUUCGGAGAUCUCUAACGGAAAUUCUCCUGGAGGUAACGAACGAAGAAAUCGGUGCUAUAUGCAGAGAGGUUUGGAGCCGCGCACGUGCCAAAGUCCCUGCAGGAGAGACCCCCGUCGCAUCCCUCAACAACACGGCCCCUCUUGCUCAGAUCACUCGUAAGCUUGGUCUGGGCAUCUAUGGCGACAGCAACAGCGAGUCCGAGGAGGAGCAGAGCGAGCAUAUCCAGUCUCAGAACAACGACAGCGACGAGGAACUGAUAGAAACGUUGAGACGGCGGCAACAAGCGUUCAAAAAGACGGAGGAAGAAAUCGAGGCGCGUCUGGCGGAGGAGGAUGAGAGGGAUGAACAACGUUACGAGGAUCAUUAUAAUAAGCAACAGGAUAAUCAUACUGGUAAUACAAGCUGCAAGGAGACAGUUGAUGAAAAAGAAACGAUAAAUAAUCAAAGAGAAGCGUCCGAAACUUUAUCGAGCGCCGGGCAAAGUCCGCAGCAACAAGUUGCGCCGGCAGAUACGGCGAAGGCCGAUACUCCGUCGGGGUCAGCCGACACCGAGUCGAGCAGCUCCGAAUCGUCGAGCUCGGACUCGAGCCGUAACUCGUUGAAGAAGAAACGAACAAGCAAGCCACGGGAGCGUGACUACCGUAAGAGACGGUCGAAGAGCCGAAGCCGUUCGAGAGGCAGAAAAACGUCCCGGUCCCGGUCGUCUGAGCGUGGCCGGAAACGGAAGUCCAGGUCCAGAUCGAUAAAGUCGUCACGUAAAGAGUAUCGUUCAAGGUCUUCGAGCAAUUAUAGGUCCGGCAAGAAGCACAGAUCGCGAUCGCGAAACCGUAAACGCCGACGAUCCCGCUCGAGAAGCUGUCGUAGAUCCAGAUCGGUCUCGAUCGCCCGGAAACGAUCAAGGUCGCGUUCCAGACCGAAGAGGAAGUCCCGUUCUAUAUCACGCAGCAGAAGACGCAGUCGUUCGUACUCGGUCAGACGGAGCAAAUCACGGACGAGGGAGAAACGACGUAGUAGAUCACGAUCGAGGGCCAGAGACCGAUCACGUACACGAUCGAAAGAACGAAAACGUUCCGAGUCUUACGUUUCCAGGAGCAAGAGGAGAUCUCGAUCGCGAUCGAGGGAUCAUAGAAAAUCACGAUCGAGAUCACGGCAGUCGAAUCAUCGGGACGGUAAGAAAUCAUCGUCGCAUCGGUACAGGAAUUGAACCUGACCCUAACCCCCCCUGAACUUCUAGCCAAGGUUGUAUAUACAUAUUCAUAUUAUAAUUUUUCGAAAAUAUU
Dufourea novaeangliae is the source of this 2439-nucleotide messenger RNA. RefSeq names its product arginine/serine-rich protein PNISR. The transcript is spliced from 11 exons. The record is from RefSeq and is a predicted model, not a curated record. The coding region runs from base 12 to 2363 and encodes 783 amino acids. Gene Ontology annotation, cellular component: presynaptic active zone; nuclear speck. Lineage: Eukaryota; Metazoa; Arthropoda; Insecta; Hymenoptera; Halictidae. Gene Ontology annotation, molecular function: RNA binding.